Notothenia coriiceps (black rockcod) is the source of this 704-nucleotide messenger RNA. RefSeq names its product transcription factor 24. The transcript has 2 exons. The record is from RefSeq and is a predicted model, not a curated record. Gene Ontology annotation, molecular function: DNA-binding transcription factor activity, RNA polymerase II-specific; protein dimerization activity; RNA polymerase II transcription regulatory region sequence-specific DNA binding. Bases 88 to 642 code for a protein of 184 amino acids. NCBI's taxonomy places the organism in Eukaryota, Metazoa, Chordata, Actinopteri, Perciformes, Nototheniidae. Gene Ontology annotation, biological process: developmental process; regulation of transcription by RNA polymerase II.
AUACAAUAAAUAGCACAUAAAUAUUCGUAUUAAUAGUAAUUUAAGGUUAAUAAAGAGUGUGUGUCUACGCAGGUCAGAGAGGUCCUGAUGUCCCGGAGAGGAGCUCUCUGCUCCGGAGCUACGGGGGGUCAGAGCUCUGCUUCCAGCCCGAGAUCCAGCCCUGAUGCCCGGCUGCAGAGCACCGCGGGGGGUCCUGAUGGUCCCGGUGGUCUCGCAGGGAGUCCUGAUGGGGGUCCUGAUGGUCUCGCGGGGGGUCCCGGUGGUGCACGAGGCAGGCCGGCAGCAGCGAACGCAGCGCGCGAGAGGAGUCGCGUGCAGACCCUGCGCUCAGCCUUCCUCGAGCUCCAGAGGACCCUGCCCUCAGUGCCUCGCGACACAAAGCUCUCCAAACUGGACGUGCUGAUCCUCGCGACCACUUACAUCGCUCACCUGACCCGCACGCUGCACGAGGAGGGCGCGGAGCAGAGCGCGAGGCAGACGGAGGCGCUCACCUCUCUGAAGGGGGACGGGUACCUGCAUCCUGUCAAGAAAUGGCCCAUGAGGUCCAGACUGUACGUGGGCGCCAGCGGACAGUUCCUGAACCGAAACCCCUCAGAGUCGGAGAACCAAGAACCCUCGACCUCCCGCAGCAACACGGACUAACACCAUCUUCAUUAAAGGUCCCCUAUCCUCCUCCUCCUCUUCAUCAAUAUAUCCCAGGUCCC